CCACCUGUCCCCGUAAGCGGCGCGUGUGCUACGAAAACCAACCCUCAUACCUGUCUUUUAUACUCAAUAAUGUUUGUACUACAUAGCCUAGUCGGUGGAAUGUGACCUACCUUACUAACAAAAAAAUAAUCAAUAAAACGAACGAAACACGAAAACUAAAUGGCCGCGGUAUGUGCUACAAUGCAGGCAUAUUUCACUCAGGCGUUGCUUUCCCCAACCCUAGUCGGGAGACUGGUUAAGGGCCGGAGUGGUCAACCGUCUAUAUUUAGGGCAAACUUCACCUAUAUGCUUGUGUAGUGGGCUAUGACAAACGACCGCAUACCUGAGACAAGUCCACCUUAGCGUAAAUUGUCGGCCGUGCUCGUUUGCAGUGCAGUGAAGCACGAUAGGGCUUGUGCCUGGACACUUAGCAGAGACAGGGACGAGAAGACCCGAGGAUACCUGAUUUGUGACAGGAGAAAUUGAAACGCGGUGGUGUCGGCAUACGUACAUUCAUAGUUUGGACAGGUAAAUAGCUACAACGCGAUUUACCUGGAUCUUACCUGUGACGCGAGGAUACACUGAUAGCGUCCGUCCCUCUCUAGGGCACACACAGAUGCUCGGUUUAACUUCGCCUGUCAACUAGACAGUGGACAGGCCCGCUUAAAUUGACAAUUAUGCUUCAUCUCAAGAUGGUGUCGUUGUGGAAAUUGUGUAUUAUUGUGCUAUUGUUUGAGUAUUGUUCGUGUCAGAAUGCAUGCGAGCAGCCGAAUGUUGCAGGAAUCGUUGUGGGAAGUGUUUUUGGGACUUUGGCAGUUGUAGCCCUGAUUCUAGGAGUUGUAGCGUUCUUGCUGUGGAGACGAAAUAAAGUUUUUAAAUCCGGACCAAAGAAAACGCGGAAAGUAAAUUCUAGUGGAUUAUCAGAGGAUCGAACUUCCCCCGAGCAUGACGGUCACGUUAACCCAGCGUUCAACGACAACCAAGCCGAUAUAUCAGCUGCUGAGGCGGGAUUCGCCGGCUAUGUCCAGUGCGGGGAGUACGUCCCAAACACCGAUAGAAAGAAGUCUCCAGUCUCCAAAGAUGACAAACGAAAAACAUGGACGUCCCUACCCCAGUCUGAUCUCCCCGAGAUUCUCCAGCGCCAUGGGUCCUGUGGCUCUCUGGAUGACAAUUACCUCAAUAGCAUGAGUAAGCAGUUAAAAAAUACACAAAGCCCUGUUUCAGGAAACGACCCGGAGGUGAUCAGUGUGUGGCUUCAGAGUCAGGACUUCAUCGGCCUCGGCUUCAACAUCUCCGGUAACAUGCGUGAUGGCAUCUUCGUCAGCCACGUCCACAACAGAGGGCCAGCGAUAGAGUCAGGCAAGGUCAAAGUUGGGGACCGUAUCAAGAGUGUCACGAUCUCAUUUGACAGCAUGGUCUAUGAAGAUGCUCUGACUAUCCUGAGCUAUGCAUCCCCAUACCCGGUCAAGGUCACUCUUCAGAAGGAGAAGGCAACGGUCAAUGACCGCCGCCUGUCCGAUUCCAACGAGAACUUGAGUCACCCCCUCUAUCGAAGUCAAUCUCUUGAUGCUCUUCAACGCAUUGGCAAAGAACCACUUUUCAAACCCAAACGAACAUUGAGUGAGAUGAAACCGGAAACCAGAAAAGAUUCUGCAAGAGCAAAGAAGCUUCAAGAACUUCAGAGUGAGGCUCUGAAUGAGGGCGCAAAUGGUCAGUCGCCAGAUAACAAACCUAGGCAGGAGAGGGUAGUGGACUUCACAACACCGAAUGGUCAUAUGAACACAACACUGUCAGAUGUUACAGUCCACACAGAAGCUGAAGGUCAGAAGAGGUCAGGGCUGGACUUCCCGGAUAUUGGGAUCCCAAACUUUGAUUUUACACAAGAAAAAGAAGAACCUGUUUUUGCUGAGCAGUCAGCCAAAUCAGAAUCAUCUGUGCAACGUUCUGUUGGUGAGCGGAACAUCAACAGUUCUGCUGCUCUGGAAUUUGCCAGUCUCAUGGAUCAGAUGCUUGACCUGAAGGAUCCCGAGGCAACUGGAACAGAGGCGGUCGGUAAUGGGAAGAUCCCCGAGGUGUCAGCCGAAGUGUCAACAGAGCUGAACACCACACCGAAAACUCCCACAAAGCCUCAGCGCAGGAAGCGCCCGUCCAGCAGCACCAGCCCUAACAGUACCAUGUCAUCUGAUUCCCUCAUCCAACCAGAGUUCUCCUUUGAUGUCAAGUCUCCUGUGAAGAUGGAGAAUGUUGUCCUGGAGGACAUCAUAGUGUCCUCAGCCGUCAAGAGUGUUGAGAGCGCCCCGAGAACCUGGGACGACAGAGAGGAGGUCACGGAAGAUGAAAUUGUGCGAGAAACUGCAAAGAGGGAGAUUCAUAUUGGUAGUGACAAUAUUGAGUUUACCGCAAAGGAAAUGGAGGACUCUAGUCCACAAAGACCUCCAUCUCCUGUAGAUGACUUUGGGACACUUGGUCUGAGCAUGAGAACAGCUCGACCUAAGUCUCCAGAGGGAGACCCAGUGGUUGAAGACUUUAUCGAGGCUUCUGUAGCUAAAAGAGAUGCUUCAGCUCCCCCACCAAGAAUCAUUCAUGAAGAAAUUGUGGCUGCAGAGUCUUCAGCAAAUUUUUCAGCUCCCAAAUCGGAUGUGUCUGUGGAUAAGAAGAAUAAAGAUAAUCAAAAGAAACCUCCAGAGCUAGACGAGCAAAUGCUGGAGCAAAUUAUUUCCAUGAAUGCCCAGCCUCCCGGAACAUCAGCUCUCAACUGGAGGAAUGAUAAUGACAUUCAGCCUUUUGAAAUUCCUGAAAAGCAUCGCCCUACCUCACCCAAGGGAAUAGCAUAUGAAAUAAGAGAUGAUAUUAUGACCGGUUUGCCCAGAGCUGUCGAUCUUAACAAAAGCAAUAUAGCCAGAACUAUGUCUUAUGACCUAAGACUUUCUGAUAAGAGAGACGAUAAGGGAUCUUUGCUCAGGGAUAAUCAAAACAGUACCUCAAGUGAAAGAAUAGAAUCAUUGGACUGGUCGGGUAAGAGACUUGUGCGCUCUGGCUCAUUUACCGACAUUCCCCACAAUGCCUCUGCAAGUGACUGGACGGGACAGAACGUGCCCAGUGAGGGAUACAUUAGUAUCAAAUCGGAUGUCAUAGGAUCCGACUCAGAUUCAGACUCAGUCAAGGUGAUAAAGAAAGCCACAGAUAGGUUUGCACCUCGGGAGAAUCUGGCCAAUUUGUCGGACAUGUCUGAUGCCCUGUCUCCUGUGACCAGCAGGAGUGCUUCUCCACCAGAAACAGCCAAUGGGCAGAGUCUUCAGUUUAGUUCCACAGAACGAACAGUGUUAAAGAACAACAAUAUUGAUGGUCUGCCAUCUUUGGAGAAAAAUUUCGGAAGUAGUAUAUCGUCAGACAAGAAGGGGAGUUACAGCAUAAAACUGUCCAUGGAGGCCAACGAGGAUGAGGAUGUCGAGUGUUGAAGCCAGGAGAGUGGACCUCUGUGUAGACAGAUUCAGUAAGCCAAAGAUACCCAGUGGCCAUUAAAGGGUGUGUUGUGCUCAGGGUAUGGCAUUCAAUAGAAUAUGUUGGUGAGAUGAAUCAAUAACAGAAUGAUACCCAGGGCUGUGCAUGCAGUGUGUAGUCCUAUGGUAUGCAGUGAGGUGGAAUCAGGUAUUGGAGGACUACAUUGCCAGAUUUGGCUUCUGUCAAUUUCAGGAUUCCAGGGGUGGAAAUAUAUACAACUUCAAGACCUCUAGCAGUAUGUGAUGUUGAAUAGGCUGAGAAUGGCUGGCUGGUUGGAAUCAGAUGGUAUCACUGCUAAGGUGGAGUCAUUACAUUGUUGCAAGGCUCAGUGGAUGUACAUGCAUAAAAGCCCUUUAAAAACAGGCCUGACUUAUGUGAUACUGUCAUGGCUACCCUGCAAAGGAGAUGAUAGGCUGCAGGGUUGAUGUUACAUGCAGUGAAGGGUUCGUGUCACAUGUAGUGACAUGCAGUGACCCAACCUAGGCCAAUAGCAGGAGAUGGCUCAAGCUUAUUCUGGAAUGAGAUGACCCAGGCUAGCUCAUUUACAGGAGAUGGCCCAAGCCUAUGGGUCAUUAGACCCACUAGAUGGCUUAUAGAAGCAGAUGGCCCCAACUGUGUCACUAAUAAGAUGAUGGGUGACCUGAAGAACUGAUCAUGAUGAUGUCUUUCCACAUGGCAAUAAUUAUGGGAUCCAAUUCACUGUAAGAUUGUAAGGUUUAACUUCACCCGCUUUGAUAAACUGUUUUGGUUUGUGAAAAUCAUUAGGAAAUUGUUUUUGAGAUUGAUUGUUGUGUGAUUGUAUAUGUGAUUAUUUGUUGUUUAUCUGUGUGAAUGUUGUGAGAUUGUUUGUGUGAAUGUUGUGAGACUGUCUGUGUGAAUGUUAUAAGAUUGUCUUUGUGAAUGUUGUGAGAUUGUCUGUGUGAAUGUUGUGAGAUUGUCUGUGUGAAUGGUGUGAGAUUGUCUGUGUGAAUGGUGUGAGAUUGUCUGUGGGAAUGGUGUGAGAUUGUCUGUGGGAAUGGUGUGAGAUUGUCUGUGAAAAUGGCAUGUGAUUGUCUGUGGGAAUGUUGUGAGAAUCUUCAUGAACAUGUUCCAAGGUAACCAUGGCAACAAGAAUCUAGUAAUUCUUUGAAAUUAAACCAACAUAAUGACGUCACGUUGUUGCAGUUGAUUUGAAGCAGGAAUUCACUGGCCAUUCUGAAUGUGCAUCUUAACAAGUAAAACUGACACAAUUAUAGGUCAUUAUGCAAAAUUAUAGAUCAACCAUAACAUCCUUGAAGUUGCAGAAAUCACUUGAAUCUGUUGACUCAAGAAGUAUACUCAACAGAUUCUCAUGAUGUCUCCAUUAUGCAGUUCCAAUGCACUGAGUGUCCAGUCCAAGGGGCGUUCAUUCAAUAACCAGUAAUCUUUAUCAGUCACACAUGGACAAUGUACGAUGUAGGGUUGGGACGAGUCCAAAUUUACUACCCGGGUACCCACCCCCCUAUUACCCGACCCUACCUGGGUACCCACUCUAGGUCUCAAGAGAUGGGUACAAAAUGUCUGAUUGGGAUUCUUUUUGCCAUAGCCCAGGCAAAAUGUAUUUAGAUACAUGUAUUAAACAAUCUGGUCAUGCAAACACUGAAGUUGACUCAAGUUAUAUCUUUAUUCAACCAUAUGAAAAGUCAGAAAUAAUGGGUGCAUAGUCAGAAAGAAAUGCGAACAUUAGUGACUUGUGGUGUAACCAUAGAGUUCUAGAUAAUUUUUGUCAUUAAACAAUAUAUCACAUUACUAACAACAGGUCCGGGUAGUAUUGUGGGUACCCGGGUCCUACUCAGUACCCACCUGACCCGGGGACCCGAGUUACCCGUACCAGCCCUAGUACUAUGAUAAUUUAUAUUUGUAAUCCACUGAGAGAUGGCCAGUAGUAUCUCAUGUUCCAGAGCACUGGGUAUGGUGCACUAUAAAGCAAUAUGGCAAUGAGAUUACCUUCCAUAUCUAUAUUCAAUACUCAGCUAGUUGAUUGUUAUUGGGGGGAACAGAUCGAGUUAUUAUUAUAUGUAAAAAGAUCAUGAAAUGUUUUCAUGGAUUUGAUAUCAUGGAAUUCAGCUGUUAAUUUUCAUGUAUUGGUCCGAAAUGAGAUGUGAUUUUUGGUGUGACCACUGUUUGCCUAUGUGGACAUGGCUGUGGUCAAGAAAGGAUAUUUUAUGUGCGCUUCAAUGAGAAGACCACCUUUUGAAGAACUGAUUUGACGAGAGGUGUGAGGAUGUGUUUUGUUGAUAUAAUAGUUUGUUUGUUAUAUAUUUGAUAUAUUAUCUAUUUAUAUCCAGACUGAGGUUUAUUCAUGAGAAUAAGAAAGUGAUGUACAGGAUAAUUUUGCAAAAUUUAUUAUGUGUAUGAAACACAUUUGUUUUAUUUAAAAGCUGGUUUAAAGGUAUUGAAUUUAAACAUGCCAAUACUUAAACUCUCAUGUAAUAAUUUCGAUAAAUAUUAUGCAAAUAUGUAUUUGUAAAUAAUCCAUUUAUUUUCCUUUGGAUCUAGUAUAUAAGUGUGCAAUAAUCGAGUUAAUAUGCAACUGAUUAAUACUAAAUAUGCAACGUAGUCAGUAAAUGUUUUUUAGGCUUGACUUUUUUAUUUUUGGUUUACAGAUUCUAUUUGACAAAAAUCUUGUUGGUAGGUGGGAACAAAAACAAAAUUAACAAUUCUUUUCAGAUUAUUGCAAUCUCAUUAAAAUCAGAUCUUAGUGCUCACUAACGCUUGUUUAGUAGUAGUGAGAACUAAGAUCUGAUUUAAAUAUGAUUGAGAUUAUUGUUUUAUCCUUUAAAGUUCAACCUAUCAUAUGCACAUCUUUCAUCAUGAACAAGGGAGUUUGCAUUUGUAAUUUUUUACAAAGUGUUUGUCUGAUAUAUUUUUUUCCAAUUUUAUUUUUAUACAGUAAAUCCGUAAACCAAUUUAAAAAUAAAGUCUUGCCUUAAAAGAAAUAAAUUUUUAACUCUAUUACGGUACAAUUGGGUUGGGUUCACGUCAAUCGUGUUUACGGUUAGGAGGUGUUUUGGAGGGCAUGAUGACUUUUUACCUCAGUUGAUGUUUUUCAAUUAAUAUGGAAAAGGCAGCAUUUUGUUAAUUACAAUGUUUGUUACUAUAGAAACAAUAUAGUUUUGUUGUUCACAAUGCAUGAAGUCAUCAAUAUAAGAAGAAUUUCUACUUCAAUGUUAAAUUGGUAUGCGCUAUAAAGUUAUACAAGCUUCUGAAUUUUUAGAGAAAUAUUUACUGAAAUUGUAAUUUCAAAAUCGUUCAUGAUGUAUAGUUUUCCAUAGAAGGAUCUAAACAUCAGUUUGUAUUGGAUCAACAUCAACUGUAAAAAUAUUUAAUGUACAUAUUUUCUACAUAUUUUGGCUUCUGUUGUUGCAUAACCAAAUUAUAUAGACACAAGUUGUCAGACAAAUAUAUUCUCAAACAUGCAUAUAUAUCAUGUAUGUAUAUAUAUGUUAUUAUUUUUAUCAAAGAUAUAUACUGUAUUCUGUACAUAGACAUAAGAGCAGUAAAUAUGAGAACAAGGGCAACAUGGAUUAUUAAAUGCGGAAAGAAUGUAGUAUCAUGGACAAUAGCUUAUUUCUCCAACUUUUUGUUAUUGUUUUGAAUAAUUUCAAAUAUACAACAAAAAGAAAUGAAACGUCAAAAGAAUAUCAAUCAUAAGAGCAAACCAUUAGAGCAUUCAUAUUUCUUUUAAAAGUUUAUUAUCAACAUUGAUAUGAAAAUUAUGUUAGAUGUUUAUAACAGAUUUGUUUCUUUAAUGUUAUUUUACCAGAUGUUAUGGUCCUUUUCUGGUAAGCUAUGAAUACAAAACAUAAUAUUUUAGUCCAAGAUACUACUUCAUACAACUACUUAAACAGUGAUGCCUGAUAUAUCCCUGUAGAAAUAGAUGAUAUACAUGAUACACAUGUAAUAAUACCAGUAUAUUUAAGGUAUUCAUCAUAAUCAUGGUCACGUAUCACCGUUAUACCUAUAGCCAAUGACACAUCAUUCAUGCUUCAUUGAGUUGUGAUAUGUUUUAUGGAGAGUAUCAUUUACCUCAUUUUCUGUUUAUGUGUAUGUUUUCAUAAUCUGUUUACAGCCUUACACCUCUGUAUGUCAUUAGCUGCUUUUCUGUAUGUUAGAUCUGAUUUGAAAAACAAAUCUAAACAUAUGAACACAUAUUUGAGACUAUUUUGUUUGUAACUUCAAUAUUUUCGGCACAGAUAUACAACAACCCUUUGUUGUACAUGGACAUAGAUUGACCUAACAUGUGUAGUGAGUGAGUGGGGUUUAACGCUGCUUUUAACAUUCCAGUUAUAUCACGGCGUGGGAGGAAAACCCUCAGUGAUGCAGGUCUCACACGUUUACCACUUCGGUGAAACCCGAACGGGUA
Molecule: messenger RNA, 7864 nt
Organism: Haliotis rufescens (red abalone)
Lineage: Eukaryota; Metazoa; Mollusca; Gastropoda; Lepetellida; Haliotidae
Exons: 8
Coding region: 657-3437 (926 amino acids)
Biological process (GO): regulation of RNA splicing
Cellular component (GO): nucleus; cytoplasm
Molecular function (GO): protein binding
Source: RefSeq, a predicted model, not a curated record